This is a messenger RNA of Pestalotiopsis fici W106-1, 585 nucleotides long. RefSeq lists its product as uncharacterized. The transcript has a single exon. Gene Ontology annotation, biological process: mitochondrial proton-transporting ATP synthase complex assembly; mitochondrial protein processing. Gene Ontology annotation, molecular function: metalloendopeptidase activity. Lineage: Eukaryota; Fungi; Ascomycota; Sordariomycetes; Amphisphaeriales; Sporocadaceae. Gene Ontology annotation, cellular component: extrinsic component of mitochondrial inner membrane. The coding region runs from base 1 to 585 and encodes 194 amino acids. The record is from RefSeq and is a predicted model, not a curated record.
AUGGCCUCGACCUCUCCAGACUCGGCAGCAGCAACUGCUGCUGCUGCGCCGUCACCUCCCGCCGCCACCGCAGCAAACACCGGCGACCUCCCGGCCAUUAUGAAGAACGACCCGGCGCGCACCGGCUUCGACCCAAAGACCAAGUGGUGGGUCAACUACUUCAAGAUCCUGUCGGGCGACAUGACGGCCGAGGGCGCGUUCCACUACCGGGAACAGCGGUACCGGGAGCACGAGGAGCGCGAUUGUCAGCGGUGCGAGCAGUUUCGCGACUGGACGUUUGCCCACAGCCCGACGGUGCGCUUCAUGCGGGAAAAGGUCGCGGACCUCAACGGGCGCCUGGACGCCUCCAAUGUCGUGUGUCGGCGCUGUCCCGCCCGGCUGACCGAGGACGGGCAGGUUCAUCGCCAGGGCGGCGGGUUCAGCCCCGGCCACGGUAUCCUAUUGUGCGCCAACGAGGUCCGCGACCGCAAGCACCUCGAGGACACCCUCAGCCACGAGAUGGUGCACGCCUGGGAUCAUUUGCGCUGGAAGGUGGAUUGGCAUGGCAAUCUGCAGCACGCUGCUUGUUCAGAGGUACAGUCUUAG